AUGGCAGGUCGGUUUGCUUUCCUGCUGUUCUGCGCUGGAAUCAUCACUUUGGCUGAUGACUUGGAUCAGGGCAUCAGUCAACUCCUGGACAGUCUGUGGUGCGACGUGGCGGCGGUGGAUGGAACGAGACAUGAUGUCCCAGAGGUGCUUGAUUGGAUCCUGGUCUUGGGAAUGGGCAGGCCAGUCCAUAGCAUCGAUGCCUUCGUCAUGCAGGAACUGCUGACACAUGCCAGCCACAUGAGGCUGAGCAUGGUCAUGCAUCAGAAGGAUCCCAGGGCCCACUGCACCAGCAUAUGGUCUGACAAUGGGUCUGAGGACCUCAUCCUGGUACCUAAUGGCCAUAUACCUCUGGCUACCACAGGAGGUCUGUGCGGCCAAUCGGGCUGCAUGGUGCUGGGCUGUGAGCACAGGCCCCACUUGUGGAUGUUGGGUCCUCAUGCCAUCCUCAAGGAGUCUUUUUCUGACAAUCUGAGCAGAAAAAAACACAGUAGUGGCCUGCUCUACAUCAUCUUUGUGCUGGGAGACACAGCAAACCUUCUUGUCAUGACGAGCAUGGAUGUGCCAUCCUGGAUGAACUGCACUACUUUUGUGGGUUGCAGAUACCGCCUCACGCUACCAGUAGUGGAGAGGACACUGGAAAAAUGCAAAAGUAACCAAAAAUCAGCCAGAAAGGAUGAGGAAAAGGAAACGGUCAAGGCAAUCCAAGACGGUGACCCUCCAAAAACACCAGAAUCACGAGCAGCUCCAGGUCCACAAUGUUCCUACACGGUCUCAACCAUCAACUUUGGCAUCCAGAUUGACAUAACAAGCUCCAUCCCUGGUAACUACACCAUAAGUGCUACUGAAACGGCCCAUCCUCAGAUAAGAAAGGGAAAAGUCGUUAAGCAUUCCAACAGAAUCUCAUCACAUGAACUCAAAUUCCUGAAGCCGUGUACUGAGUACAAGCAUGCCGUGGUGUUCAGUGACGGUGCUGGCAAUAAAACAAUUUGUGACUCCCCUCAGAACAAAACUACUGAACGCACAAGUGAAAUGAAGGAAGGAGACAUUAAAGAUGGUCGCUGUCCUAUGUCAGGAUACGUUUGUUACAGGAGUGGUUGGAACCUCGGCUCUUCAAUUUCAGCAUCUAAUAAUGUUCCAGCUGAGCAAUGUUCCAGUGACCCACAAGAGUUCUGCAUCAAACCUGGUAGAGAUGAUAUCUGCACAACUUUGACUACGACCUUCAAGUCAGGAAACUGUAACGCCUCCUUCAGCCUCACCAAAGACAUCUCUGUUGCAGAGUUUUUGAAUGAAAACAACAUAAACCAGAGUAUCACAACUGGCUUUCCUGCAAGAAUUGAUGCCAUAUCGGCUCCAAACUGUAAAAAUCUCUCUGUUGAAUACACCUGUCAUGAAAUGGGUCCGUUUAGCUACCCCAGGACAUUGAAAUUGUCAGAGCUGGAGCCUUCCAAAAACUAUGUCUGUCGGGGUCAGAUCAUCUACAACAAUGUUAACAUAAAAAACACAUCUGUUAUCCACGUCUAUGUAGACUGUGACGAUCUUCAAACAGAAAUACCACGGACAAUGCCAGACCGCAGAUCUGUUGUGCUGAGUUUGACCACAACCAGCCAGAGAUGUUACUUUACAGGUGAUAGAAAGUUUUCUGUCAUCUGCAGUUGUGGUAAAAAACAAGUCCAGCAGAGAUCAAAAGGAGACAUGUGUGAAGUUGUUGGACUGGAUCCGUUUACUGACUAUGUCUGUCAGGCCCAGGCCAGAUAUGGGGAAUAUGAAGUUGGUAAACCAGCAUCAGUUAACGUGAAGACUGAGAGUGACAAACCAGAUGAUGUCCAUACACUAUCAGUGAGCAACCCUGAAAAUAAUGCGAUAAAAGUGACCUGUGAUCAUUCAAGACGAUUUCAUGGACCUGGAGGGAAAUACAUUGCCCGUCUUUCACUAAGUGGUCACCUUGUGACAGAGAAAGAAAAUACAACGAGCAAAUGCGAGUUUGAAUUCAAAGAUCUGAGCUACCUUUCUACAUACGAAGUAGAGGUUGCUGCUGUCAACAGAGAUUAUCCUAUAGGCACUGGGAAAACAAAGGAAGUUGACACUCUCGAUGAGGACAAAGUUGUGAUCAGGAUACUCAUCUUCUUCACUGUGGCUUUCCUGGCCCUGGGAAUCUUUGGUAUUAAGAAGACAAGGGCCCAGAGUGAUACGAAUGAAGAGGAGUUGUUUCAAUCGACAGCAAUUUAUUCUAAUGUGCCUGAUCUUGAUGCUGUCAUGAAGAAGCACUGGUGAAAAAAUACAAAGGCUCGAUGGAACGUCCAACCUAACGGCCAAAUUCCCAUCAGUGAGCAUGUUUAGCAUGUGUCUGUUUACAUGCUCUUGUCUCUCAUAAGGAUUUAAAAUGCAUAGUUUGAGGUUGGCUUUUCUUAUAAAAAAGGGCUUUCACACAUUUUUCUUUUUCUCUGAAGCUUAGACAUAUACUUUUGGUGCACACUGUCCAAGUUUUGGCUGAUUUAAGAGUUUGAUUUUAUUUAUUGCUGCUUUCUCCUCAGCUUAAGCCAAACCCAAUUCAAAGCAGGUUAUUUAUCAUAGCCUUCACAUUAUCAUUACCUGUUAUUAUAAUUUUCUUGUAAUCAUGUUACAUAAUGCAAACUAAACUUUGUGUAAAUGCGAAGAUACAUAAGCUGAAGAAACAAAUGCUGUGCACUGUGGCUGCUGGGUGUCCUGCUGAGAGGCAACUUCCCCUAACUGCAGGCCUCGAAUUGAGUUUGUAUCUUUUUAAUUUUUUCGGCUAUGUUUUUUACAGUUUCAUUUCAAACAAAUUUAAUGAUGAGAUAUUACCUCUCAUACUUGCAUGGUCAAUUACAUUUUACUGCAUACUUUUGAUAAAGUACAAAAACAAAAUAAAAUGAGUCAGCUCAACGGAAGAUUUGGCUCUCAUUUUUUCUCCUCAUGCUAUUUUUAUUUUCCUGUCAUCUGUCAUUUUCCUGUCUACUGGGAUUUUGGUGCAAACCUGCAACUUGGAGAGUGUGUUUGUACAACAUACUAAAACUAGUGAUGCAACAGUUGUGAAAAUCAGGGCCGAUGCCAGUGUUUUAAAUAACAUCUUGGACAAUACAGAUACCAAUACGUUUUCAUUAGCUGUUGUUACUGGAGUAUGGUUGUCAGUGAACAGAGUCAGUUAGUGUGUGGUGUGCAGUGUUACUCAUCUCAUUGCCAACCGCACACUUGAACAAAAUGGUUAUAAAUGCUAUCAAAUGUCCCCAUAUGUGGGGUCCUCACCUUAAAAAAAUGAAGAUUUUAAAAAUCUUUACGUGUGUGUCGGCUUAUGAUAAAUAUUUCGGUUCUCUCCUUGCUCAAAGUUGCGCUAAGAAUUUUCCUAAAUCACUUUUAAGCUGGGACUUCUAGCUAGGGUUAUUCAA
Molecule: messenger RNA, 3401 nt
Organism: Cheilinus undulatus (humphead wrasse)
Lineage: Eukaryota; Metazoa; Chordata; Actinopteri; Labriformes; Labridae
Product: receptor-type tyrosine-protein phosphatase C-like
Exons: 17
Coding region: 1-2271 (756 amino acids)
Molecular function (GO): protein binding
Source: RefSeq, a predicted model, not a curated record